Entrophospora candida is the source of this 1578-nucleotide messenger RNA. Lineage: Eukaryota; Fungi; Glomeromycota; Glomeromycetes; Entrophosporales; Entrophosporaceae. The record is from the annotation of a GenBank genome assembly.
AUGUCUUAUUUACCUGUUGAAGUUGUCAAUCGAGCAUUGUAUUAUCUUGACAAAGACACGAAAUCACUAUUAUCGUGUUUAUUGGUGAAUAGACAUUGGAGUGAGUGUGUUGUAACAAUAUUAUGGAGUUGUCCGUUUAAAUACUUGAGACAACCCCCUUUGUCAGCCUCGCUAAUACAAACUUAUUUAAACUGUUUGGAUCCCUGUGAAAGGGCAAUUCUUGUAUACUCUCAAAUGAUAAAAUGUGAUAAUGUUGAUAACAAUAAUUUCACUAGACUUAUCACCACCAGCAGCACCACCCCUGCCAUCACUGGAAGGACAUUUUAUAAUUAUACAAUAUUUUUAAAAGAAAUAAUAUUUUCCAAUAUUUAUCUUUCAUGCGUGGCUUGGUUAAGCAGUAGAUAUGUAGCUAAUAUAAAUAAUGCGAAUAUAUCGAUAUCUACUAAAUAUAAAGGGCUAUUGAUUACUAGAGAAUUGUGUAAAGCAUUCAUUAAAAAUUCCACACAUAUCAAUAAAUUACACAUUAACACAGAAAGUCAUGAAUUCACGGUCAGUAGUGAUGAUUAUUUUGAUAUCCCGUGUUUCCAUGGAGCAAAUAAGAGUUUAGCAUAUUUACAAGAGUUCAAAUGUUGUGGACAUUAUGACAAGACAAAGAUAUUUAGAAUAAUGUCAGAAUCAUGCAAAAAUAUCCAAACGUUAGAUGUUGAUUAUUUUUUAGACAAUAGAAAAUCAGCAGCGGCAGAUGAACUUGCUUUAUUGAUUAGGAAUCAGAAAUCGUUGAAAAGUUUUACAUUAGCGACAUUUCAUAAAUUUUUGUUAAAGAUUGUAUCAGCAUUGUCAAGCCAAUCAAAAUAUCUUUCACACGUGGAAUUCAAAGGAAUAAGAUUUGAGAAAGGGAUGACGUUUGACUCGCUUGUAGCAUGUAAAAAUUUGGAAGUUUUGAAAUUUAAUUUAUGUGAUUAUGUAACAAAUCAUUCAAUCGAUUCGCUAUCAAAAACAAAAUUUCCAAAAUUGCACACACUAGUAUUUAAUGUUCUUCACACUCUGCCGAGUUUAUUGAAAGACCUGAUUAGGAAUAAUCACGAUAGCAUAAAACACUUGUCAUUGGAUUGGUCACUGAUAUCUAUUGAGGAUGGUUAUUAUGAUUAUGAAGAAGAAUCGAAAAUUAUUGAAGUCAUUGCAAAAUAUUGUUCAAAUAUUCAAGUAUUAUGUGCACAUUUGAACACGUCACAAACGGUGGCAAUAUUUGCGCAUUGUAAACAGCUUGAAAAUAUCACGAUCCUUGGACGAGAACCAAUAGUGGCGGAUGAUCUUCUACCAGACCUUGGAUUUUGGAUGCCAACAAAAUUAAAAACAUUAAAUAUUCAAGCUAUUUGGUCCUUCUCGCCGACCUCAUUACAACAAUUUCUUGAAAUUUUGGGGUUGAGCGAGUGUUACUGUUUGAAUGAUUGGCAUCUGAAAAUAUUAAUGAUCCAUUCCACAAAAUCAUCGUUGAAAAAAUUAAAGUUGGCAAGAUUAAAUAAAAUCACAAAAGAAGCAUUGGAUUUAGCAACAAAUUUUGUUGAACUUGUUAAUUAA